Messenger RNA from Clunio marinus, 6074 nucleotides. The record is from the annotation of a GenBank genome assembly. NCBI's taxonomy places the organism in Eukaryota, Metazoa, Arthropoda, Insecta, Diptera, Chironomidae.
CCAAAACGAAAAAAUCGUGAAAAAUACAAUUUAAAUGACCUUAAUGAAGCUGUUAAUUUAGUUAAAAAAGGCUCCAUGACAGCAUGUAAUGCUUCAAAGCACUAUAAUAUACCAUUGACAUCUAUUAAGGAUAACGUGAAGGGCAUUUGGAAAUCAAACAAAAUAGGAACUCCUAAUUAUUUCACCAAUGAAGAAGAAAAAGAAAUUGCUAGUUGGUUACUAUUAUGUGCUAAAAGAGGAUAUCCAAGAAAUCGAAAUGAUGUAUUAAAAGCUGCUGAGGAUCUUCUUACGUUAAAGCGGAAAAGUAAGAAAACUCUUAAGGUAGGAAAAACAUGGCUUAAAAGAUUCCUUCAAAGAAACAAUGAGUUAUCAUUUCGAAUCGCAUCAAAAGUACCAAAAGCCAGUGCCAUUGUAUCAGAGUCAAAUAUAAGAGGAUGGCAUCAGCAGAUCACACAUGAACUUACGAACGAAAAUGUUAUCUAUAUAAUGCAGCAGCAUCCCGAAUGCAUUUUUAAUGGAGAUGAAUCAGGAUUUAAAUUAGUUUCUACUCAGAAUAAAGUGAUUGCCAAGCGUGGAUGUCGAUAUGUUUUAGAGAUUGCUCAAGGCCAGGAAAAAGCUUCAGUUACAGUAAUGUACACAAUAUCAGCAUCUGGAAUGUUGAUCCCACCUAUGAUUGUGUAUAAAAAAACUUAUAAGAUCGUUGAUAUUGCAAGAAAAAUGCCAGAAGAUUUUGCUUUACAACAAAACGAUACUGGCUACAUGAAGUCUGAUUUGAUGAUUGAAGUUGAUGAUGAUGAUGUUGCUACACCUUUAGUUAUAAUGAAUGCUUUUAGACGAUGUGGCAUAUAUCCAUGGAAUCCUGAUAAUAUCGAUUAUGGACGUUGCUUAGGAAAGAACACGAAAAAGAAAUGCUUAGAAGUGGAACAAGAAGAAAGAGAUGAACCAAUGAUUUCUGAUGAUUUUAAUGAAAUAGAUGAAAUAGACUAUGAAGAUUUUCGAGAUAUGAAUACGACUGAACCAUCUAUCUGCGUAAAAGAAAGCUCAGCAAACAUAUUAGAUUAUCCAAUAAUAUUUGAAGACGACCCUUCACUUAUUGAUCCUGAAAAUACAGCCUUAGCACAACCAGUAUUGGUACCCAGAAGCAUUUCCUUCACUUCAUUUCAAGAAAUAUCAAUCGAUAAUGAAUGCUUGCCGCCACCAAAUUCAAGAGCUCAAACAAAUAAUAAUAAAACAUUCCUUCUAUCGCUUCUAAUAAAAAUGAAUGAUCAGCACCAACAGUUUCUUGCUAAUCAAAAAAAAAUGUUAGAAUCUUUAUUAGGAAAGUGUGACAAUGAUCAAAAUAGAUCAAAGGAAAACGUUACUGAACAGAUUUUGAAAGUUCCUCCUUGUGCCAGAAGAAAAGGAAUAAGAAAUGUUCAGAAACUACCUCACGUAAUAAGCAGUAAAAAUUACAUUGAAUUAGUUGAAUCAAGAGAGAAAGAAAAAGAAGAAGAAGAGAUAAGAAAACGCGAACGUCGAGAAAACAACCUAAAACUACGAAAAAUCAAGCAGGAAAAACAUGAGGAAAAACGAAAUGAAAAAAUAAAAAAAGCAAGAAUUGAAGCAUUAUCUAAAUCAAAUAAAUCUGUUGAAUGUGUAAAAAAGCCAGUCGGUCGUCCUAAAAAACAGGAUAUCUCGGCAGUUUUCUAUCAAACAGUUAAGUAUCAAAUGCAUAAUCGAACACUCAAAACCAAUCAACUUGAAGUCAACACUGACGUAAGAACUCUACGUCCCAUUGCUCGGCUCAAAGAGCCAAGAGAUUUGUUCGCAUUGCCUAAGGAACGUGAUAAUGAGUGUGCCCAACAAUUGCCGCGAUGGCCAAAUGAAUGUCAGGUACUCGAUGAGCGCGUGUAUCACAUAGAAUAUGCACCAGAGCAACCCGAGCCCUACUACAAAGCCACAGGGAAGGAAUUACAGCCACGUCCUGUGGGUGAAGAACAUGGAAUCAUCGUCUACAACUACAUGCCCAUUAGUGCAGUUCAUUACCGUAAAUUAAAUAAACGACAUGACCAAGUGCGAACUUAUGGUCGUAACGAGGAUUUUAUCCACAUGGUUAGAAUUCGAAAUGAUUAUGAGUUCUGGGGUGAUUAUGCUGAUGACGAGAUCAGAGAGCGUAACAUGAUAAUUGGAAGAAGCUUACAAAGAAGUUUCGAUGAUUUUUAUUAUUUCAAUUACACUAAGCAAGCAAGAGAAUUUGAGUGUUUCUUUUGCUAUGAAAAAGUUGAUCCCGAUCUUAAUCGUUUUAAUAUUUUCUUGCGCAACAAUGACAUCUGUAAUCACACCAAUCAUUUUGAAAAUAUUUCAAUCCCGAAAAAAUACGAAAUUGAUGCUGAUAAUGUUCCAUGCUGGUGCAAUAACAUGCCACAGUUCUCACGUUCAAGUGUGGGAGGCUCAAAAUACCUACUCUCAGCUCAACCAUACGCUCUCGAUCCCGAUGACCUUAUUUUCGAAUCUCGUUUUGAAUCUGGAAACUUGGCGAGAGUUGUGAAAGUUACACAAAACUACUAUGAGCUAUAUUUACGACCAGACAUGUACACAAAUCGUCAUACACAAUGGUUUUACUUCCGAGUUAAAAAUACGAAAACCAAAAUCCCAUACAGAUUCUCAAUAGUUAAUCUGACAAAACCUGAUAGUUUGUAUAGAGAAGGAAUGCGCCCAUUGAUAUACUCAACGACAGAUGCCACGAACAACAAUAUAGGAUGGAAGCGAUGUGGUGAUAACAUUACUUAUUUUCGAAAUGAUGACAACAUUUACAGUACGAGAAACUACCAUCAAGUCUUGAUUGACGAUUUUGAUGAUGAUGAUAGUGGAAAUAUUUGUUCAUAUACGUUGACAUUUAAUAUUGAGUUUCAACAUGAAAACGAUACUGUAUUUUUUGCACAUAGCUAUCCAUACACGUAUUCUGACUUACAAGAUUAUUUGAUGAAUAUACAACGUCAUCCGAUUAAGUCAAAAUUUUGCAAAUUAAGGCUUUUGUGUCGUUCGGUAGCUGGAAAUAAUGUGUAUUACCUCACGGUCACGGCACCGUCAACACCAGAAGAAGAGGUACAAAAGAAAAAGAAAGCCGUUGUUAUAACGGCACGAGUACAUCCAGGUGAAACGCCAAGCUCAUGGAUGAUGAAAGGAUUUAUGGAUUUCAUAACUGGGGAUUCAUUUGUUGCGAAAAAACUACGCCAUAAAUUUAUUUUUAAACUUGUUCCAAUGUUAAAUCCCGAUGGUGUCAUCGUAGGCAACACGCGUAGUUCAUUAACGGGCCGUGAUCUGAAUCGACAAUAUCGAACCGUGAUUAGGGAAACAUAUCCGUCCAUUUGGAAUACAAAAGCGAUGAUUAAAAGACUGAUGGAAGAUUGCGGUGUUGCGUUAUACUGUGAUAUGCACGCUCAUUCAAGGAAGCACAACAUUUUCAUUUAUGGUUGUGAGAAUAUGAAGCGUCAUCCUGAUCGACGUCUUCUUGAACAAGUCUUCCCUUUAAUGUUGCAUAAAAAUGUUGCCGAUAAGUUUUCAUUUGAGAAUUGCAAGUUUCGUGUUCAAAAGAAUAAGGAAGGAACUGGAAGGAUUGUGGUAUGGGUGUUGGGAGUGACUAACAGCUACACUUUAGAAGCAUCAUUUGCUGGGAGUACUUUAGGAAGUAGAGCGGGAACACAUUUUUCAACAAUGGAUUACGAACAUCUCGGACGGGCAUUUUGUGAAACUCUCAUGGAUUAUUACGACGAUAAUCCACUCAAAGUAAAUAGUAGAAAUAAUUUACUGAGUAGUAUUAAGCAACAGCGAAAAGCUGAACGUAAAGCAAGAAAAGCACUGAAAGCUCAAAGAAUGGCAGAAAUGUUAAUCGAACAAGAAAAAAAACGCGAACUUGAUAUUAAAUUUCAAGAAAUUAACGAAAAAGAAAAGAUAAAGAAAUGCGACGCUUUUGAAAUUCGUGAUACGUUCAAUUGGGAUGAGUUAGAUGAAGAAUUUAAAAAUGAAAAUCUUGAAGAUGAUGGAUUUUAUAGAAAUAUUUAUUCAAUAGAUUAUCAUGAAAUUAUUUACAAGGAAUUGAGCAAAUUCACUGCACAAUUCCGUCGUGAGUUUGAUGAAACUGAAGCUUAUUUACGACAUCGCGAAAGGAUUCACGAAAGGGAAAAACGCGAGAAAUUAAAGAAAGCAGGAAAAUUAGAAAUGUAUCUUAAAGAAAAAGCUAUUAAAAAAGAAGAAGAAAUGAGUUCAAAGCAGGUUGAAACAAAAGAAACGUGGAGCUUAGAAAAAAUAUUUCAGGAGUAUAAAGAAACGAUUAAGUUUGGUGAGCAGCUGGUAAAUUACUCAAAGUUUGACGUCGAUGAAAAAAAGGUUGAAGCGAUUGUUAAACAAAUGAAAAAGGAGAAACGAAUUCAAAAUGCGAAGAAAGCUUACAUGGAGGAAGAUCUUGAGCCUGAAAUCGAAGACCCUGAUGAAUUCAAACCACAAAUGGCUGGAAAAACUGGUUUACCAACAUUCUUCUUCUCCAAUCUCGAAAAAUUAAGAACGAAAAUUUUAACUCGCUUGUCGAAGGAAGGUUCGAGUGCUGAUGAACCGCUCAACAUUCCACUUUCAGACUAUUCAAGUGACGAAGGUGACUCAAGCUCAAGUUCAGAUGACGAGGGUAAAGACAGUUUUUGCGAUUUGGAAGGACCAUGUUGUCAAACACUUCGCGUUCCACCCUCAUCCCCCGUUUUUGUUCAAAAGAAACCGCGGAGUGAGAAGAAUAACACAAAAAGUAAGCAACGACGUCGAACGAUUUCAUCAACAAAGCGAACCAAACUAUUGACCCGCUCAGUCAUGGAUAUUCCAACGACAGAUCCUGGAUGUGAUUUCAUUGAAUAUUACACAACAGAAGAUGAAUGCGAAACAGAUUACGAUACCGAAGGAAAUGUCUUGACAAAGACUUCAGUUUCGAGAAUUUCGAAAAUCAUUCGCAGCGACAUUCGUAAAACUUCUUUAAGCUAUGAUGCUAUCAUGAUGCCUCCAGAAUUGAUUAUAACUAAGGUCAAUGAUGACAAUCAACUCAGUCUAACAGAUCUUCCUACCGAAAAUAAAACAACAAUCGAAACAAAGCCGUCUGUUUGUUUUUCACAAAACUUUAGUAAGGAGUUUCCUCCCAUCGCUCAAAAAACAAAGUCAUGGCAUAACUUUAGUCGCUGCAUGUCGACAGUAAAAAUCCGCAAUACCAAUUGUGAUACUGAUGCAAUAUUACAAACUGCCGAAAACCUUCAUAUUAAACUAUCGUUAAAGAAGCAAAUUUGGACUGGAACACAAUCAGACUCAACAGUAUUAGAUUUUACGCGACCAUUGUCUUAUGGUGCUCAUUCAUCAUCAGCUAUGAUGUUUAACAAGUCAAUUUUCUACGAUAGUGAAGCGCUUCUUUCUGCAUGUUCACAAAAGCUUGCUGCUUGGAAAGAAAAUGGAGAACUUGGAUUUGAAAAGCUAAAAUUAACGAAAUCAGCAAGAGAACCGAAAAAAGCAAAGCAAGAUAUGAAAAGUGUUAACACUAAACCCAACAAAUUGGAAGUGAAAACAGUGAUUCCACCAGAAGUUGUUAAUAUCACUACUGGGAAAUCAAGAAGAAAAAGAUCAACCUUCCACAAACUUGUUGAAACUGCUGAUAUAAUAUCUCAGUUCGCUAAAAACACGAAGAGUUCGAGUGCAAAAAUAAGAAAACCAGUUGUUCAAAGCUCAAGUACCGUAGACGCUACAACUAAAAGUAACAAAUUUAAAACUUCUGGUUUGGUAGCCACUGCUGCUGUGCCACCAAGAAAAUAUAGGAAAUCAUCGACACAUCAAACACCUUUGCCUUUACAAACAUCAACCCCGUGUCUUAAAAUCAACGAUAAUACUGAUUCCGAACAGGAAAAUAUAUCGAAAAUUCCAAUUAAAAGGGCAACAAAAAAAUCUUUGAGAUUAUUCAAGGAAAGUGCCUCGCGUAAAUUAGAGAAAACGUCAUAACUAGUGUUAAAUUUAUGCUCUGUUUUGGCAUUUAACAUGCACAUAAAUAAACCAUUAUUCUCAAUUUUCUUAGCAGA